AUGACCCUCGACGGCGUCGACGUCGACGAGUUCGGCGACGACGAGGCCGCGGCCUUCGAGGCGAGCGUCGCGGACGCGCUCGGCCUGCCCGCGGACGACGUCGUCGUCGUCGGCGUCGCCGCGGCCGCCGCGCGGCGGCGGCGGCGGCGCCGCCUCGACGACGCUUCCGGCGUCGCCGUCGACUUCACCAUCGACACGCGCGCGGGCCUCGACGCCACGGCCGCGGCCCUCGACGCCGCCGUCGACAGCGGCGUUCUCGACGCGUCCCUGCGCGCGGCGUCGCCGGCCUUCGCGGCCGUCGCGGCCCGACCGGCGACGGUCGUCUUCGCGCCGACGGGAGCGCCGUCGGCGGCGGCCUUCGACUGCUCGAGCGACCGGGGCUACGAGUUCUCCCUCGCGCUCGACGGGCGGCUCCGCUUCCACUGGUCCGUCGUCGGCGGCGCGCUCGAGGCCGCGCUCGUCCUCGCCGGGAGCGGCGGCGGCGACUGGGUUUCUUUGGGGUGGGGCGACGGGUCCAUGACGGGCACGGAGUGCGUCAUCGCCGAGGGCCCGGACGGCGGCCCGGCGAAGUACGACAUCACGUCGUACAAAAAGAGCGGCAUCGACGCCAUGGCCGCGCAGACGCUGACCGACGCGGCCACCAUGGUCGAGGCCGACGCGUACGUCGUCGCGUUCACGAAGCUCAUCGACGAGCCCGGCGAGCAGACCGUCGGCGCGGACAGGUUCGUCUGGUCCUACGGCUCCGGGUCCCUGGGCUUCCACGGCGGCGACGUCGGCGCGCUGACGCUGGACCUCGAGACGUGCGCGUUUUCCGUGAAGACGAUCGAGACGGUCUCGUCGCGGAAGAUCAGGGCCCACGGCGGCCUGCUCCUGGCCGCCUUCGCCGCGCUCAUGCCGAGCGCGCUCGUCGCGGCCAAGUCGCGCUUCGUCCUGGCGCCGGGUCCGCUCUGGAUCCGGAUCCACAUCGCGUGCAACGUCGCCGCGCUGAUCUUGGCGCUCGCGGGAAUCGCGGUCGCGGCGGCGGCCAUCGACGGCACGGACGGCGCGGACCACCUGCGGGGCCGCCACCCCAAGAUCGGCGUCGGCGUCAUGGUCGUCGUCGGCGCCAUGGUCCUCAUGGGCUUCGCGCGGCCGGGCAAGGACGCGCCGAGGCGCGUCUACUUCAACUACGUCCACACGGGCCUGGGCUACGGCGCCGUCGUCCUCGCGGCCGCGGCGACGCGGAGCGGCAUCUCCAAGGCCGCCGACCUGGAGCACAUCGCCGACAAACGGGCCUGGUACACGGCGCAGGCGUCGCUGCUCGUCGCGUGCUUCUGCGCGUGGCUCGCCGUCGCCGUCGCCGGCGCCGCGAAGCGACACAAAGCGCCGUCGAAGCCCCUCGCGCCCCACCGGCCCAGCGACAGCGAGAUCGCGCUGAAGGAGGUCAACACGCCCAUCAACGAGAGGGAGGCGGCGCCGGCGGCCGUGCGGAGCGACGACACCUACCUCCGCCUCACGGACGCGACCGGCGCCGUCGUCGCCUGCGGGAGCGCCGUCGACGCCGGCGCGACGCUCACGGCGACCCUCUAUCAGAACGACGCGGCCCUCGAGUUCGAGAGCCACGACGUGGAGUACCUCAUCGACGCGCGGUCGGGCGCGGCGUUCGUCGGAGGCGUCUGCGGAGGCUUCGAGAACGUCGCGUCGCGGUCGCGGAACGCGCCGGCGACGUUCGUCGUGCCCGCGGCGGGGACGACGACCCUCGAGGGCUGCCACGCCACGGGCUAUCGCACGGUCUACGUCACGGAGCCCUGCGACGUCGUCCCGCGCGCGGUCGCGACGGCGAAACCGUCGGCCGCGCCGACGGCGAAGCCGACGGCGGAGCCGACGCGCCCCGCGACGCCCCCGCCGUCGGUCGCGCCGGGCGCGCCGACGCCGAGCGCGCCGACGCCCGCGCCGACGUUUCCCGCGCCGACGCCGGAGCCGACGUUUCCCGCGCCGACGCCCGCGCCGACGUUUCCCGCGCCGACGCCGGAGCCGACGUUUCCCGCGCCGACGCCGGAGCCGUCGCGCGAGCCGACGCGCGCGCCGACGACGCCCUUCGACUGCUCGAGCGACCGGCCGGGCUACGAGUACUCGCUCGCGUUGGACGGCAAGCUCCGCUUGCACUGGUCGCUCGCGGACGGCGCUCUCCGGGCCGCGCUCGUCCUCGCCGGGAGCGACGGCGGCGCCUGGGUGUCUUUGGGGUGGGGCGACGGGUCCAUGACGGGCACGGAGUGCGUCAUCGCCGAGGGCCCGGACGGCGGCCCGGCGAAGUACGACAUCACGUCGUACAAAAAGAGCGGCAUCGACGCCAUGGCCGCGCAGACGUUGACCGACACGGCCACCAUGGUGGAGGACGAUGCCUACGUCGUCGAGUUCACGAAACUGAUCGAGGAAGCGGGCGAGCAGACCGUCGGCGCGGACCAGUUCAUCUGGUCCUACGGCUCCAGGUCGCUCGGCUUCCACGGCGACGACGUCGGCGCGCUCACUCUGGACCUCGAGACCUGCGCGUUCUCGAUCAAGGAGAUCGAGGGCGUGUCGUCGCGGGCGAUCCGGGCCCACGGCGGUCUGCUGCUGGUGGCCUUCGCGGCGCUCAUGCCGUCCGCGCUCGUCGCGGCCAAGUCGCGGUUCGUGCUCGCGCCGGGCCCGCUCUGGCUCAAGAUCCACAUCGCCUGCAACGUCGCCGCGCUGAUCUUGGCCGUCGCGGGCGUCGCCGUCGCGGCGUCGGCCAUCGACCGCGCGGACAACGGCGAGCACCUCCGGGGCCGCCAUCCGAAGAUCGGCGUCGGCGUCAUGGCCGCCGUCGGCGCCAUGGUCCUCAUGGGCUUCGCGCGGCCGGGCAAGGACGCGCCGAAGCGCGUCUACUUCAACUACGUCCACACGGGCUUGGGCUACGCUGCCGUCGUCCUCGCGGCCGCGGCGACGCGGUCCGGCAUCUCCAAGGCCGCGGAUCUGGGGCACGUCGCCGACGACCGGCCCUGGUUCACGGCGCAGAGCGCCAUGCUCGGCGUGGCCCUCGCGGCCUGGCUCGUCGUCGCCGCCGCGGGCGUCCAGAAGCGCCGCGACGCGAAGCCGGCGGCCGCGGCCGCGGUCGACGGCGCGGACGGCAAGGGGCCCGCGCGCGUCGACGAGGAGGAGGAGGCGGGCGAGGCCCCGGCUCCCAAUCCGCUCUUGGAAGGCGGCGGCAUCGAGCUGCAAGUGGAGGCCGGCUUCGAGCCGUGCGCCCAGGACGACGAGCUGCUGGAGGCGGACAAGGCGGAGGCGGCGCCGGCGCGCGCCGACGCACGCACGAACGCGUCGCGUCCAACGCACACCGGCGCGCGCACGAACACAUCGCGUCCAACACACACCGGCGCGCGCACGAACGCGUCGCGCCUGGGCUUCUGGCUCGGCGUCGUCGCCUACGCCGCGGUGCUCGCCGCGUCGGCGGCGCAGCGCCGGGCCGCGCCCGCGCCCGCGGCCGCGUGCGGCGCGUGCGGCGCGCUCAUGAUCGUCUGGUGGCUGACCCGCUGCGUGCCGCUCGGCGUGACGUCGCUGCUGCCCGUCGUCCUCCUGCCGGCGAGCGGCGCCGCGGACGCGCGCCUCAUUUCAAGCGCGUACCUGUCGGACCCGCUCAUGCUCUUCCUGGGAUCGUUCUUGGUCGCCGCGGCCCUCGAGCGCCACGACCUCCACGCGCGCGUCGCGAGCGGCCUCCUGCGGCGCUUCGACCGGCGGGGCGACGCGCCGCGGCGCUUGCUGCUCGGCGUCAUCGUCGCCACGGCGUCGUUGUCCAUGUGGACGUCCAACACGGCGACGGCGGCGAUGAUGGCGCCGCUCGCCGCGACGGCGGCGGCCGGCGGCGACGAGUCGCUCCGGGACGCCGUCGCCGUCGCCGUGGCGCUGUCGAGCUCGCUCGGCGGCUUGACGACCUUGGUGGGCACGGGCCCGAACGUCGUCCUAGCCGGCCUCGUCGGCGACCGCCAGCGCGACCGCGUGGCCUUCGCGUCGUGGUUCGCGUUCGCCGCGCCCGUGGGGCUCGUCGGCAACGCGUGCCUCUGGGCGAUCCUCGUCCGCCGCUUCAAAGUACCGGCGCGCGUCGCCGGGCGCGCCUCCGCCGCCGAGGGGCCGCCGCCGCCGCUCUCGGCGGCGCAGCGGCGCGUGCUCGGCGUCUGCGGGGCCAUGCUUGUGUGUUGGCUCUUCCGGCUGCGGCGCUUCGGCGUGCCCGGCUGGUCCGAGCUCCUCCCGGAGCCGGGCUUCGCGACGGACGGCACCGUCGCGAUGGCCGCGGCGCUCGCGCUCUUCUUGUCCGACGCGCUGCCCUGGGCCGCGGUCCGCGAUCUGCCCUGGGAAUCGAUGUUUCUGCUCGGCGGCGGCGUCGCCCUGAGCUCCGGCGCCAAGGCGUCCGGCCUCGCGGCCUCGAUCGGCGAUUCGGUCAUCGCCGGCGCGUCGCGGGAGCACGUCGUCGUCGUCGCCGCGCUCCUCGCGUGCCUCCUGUCCAACGGCGUGUCGAACGUCGCGACGGCGAACGUGAUCCUCCCGCUCGUCGGCUGCGUCGACGACCCGCUGCCGGCGCUCUGCGCCGUGACGAUGGCCUGCUCCUUCGCGUUCUGCACGCCCAUCGCGACGCCGCCGAACGCGAUCGCCUUCGCGACCGCGCCGACGCUGGCGACGCGGACGUUGGCCGCCGUCGGCCUCCAGCUGACGCUCGUCUGCCUCGCGCUCCUCACCGCCGCCAGCGCUUUUGCCGUGACGGGCUGCUCGAGCGCGCGGCAGGCGGAGGCGCGGCCGGACCAGCGCGUGCUCGCCGCGGUCCUCGACGCUCUGAUCGGAACGACGGCCGCGACGGACGCGCUGCCCGCGGCGCCCCGGCAGCUGCGCCUCGAGACGGAGGAGCGCGUCGCCGAGGCCGUCGCGCGCGCCGGCGCGCCGCGGUCCUUCACGGUCUGCCUCUGGUCCGACGGCUUCACCGUGCGAGCCGAGGGGCUGCCCGCCGCGCCGCCGGUUGCGCGCGGCAACGUCGUCGGCCUCGCGGACCUCGCCGAGCCCGCGGGCCCGCUCCAGAGCUACGGCGACCACCUGCCGUUCCUGCGGGCCAUCCGCGACGGCGAGGUGCCGCCCCAGUUCCUCCCCGGCGGCGACGUCGUCCGCCUCGACGUCGAGGACUACCUGCCCUGCUCCUACGCGCAGUGCCGCCACCUCCUCGACGCCGCGCCCGCUCAUGUCGCUCCGCGGCUCCCGGCGGCGGAGCUCCGCGCGAAGCGCCUCGCGCGCUUCGCGACGUGA
Aureococcus anophagefferens is the source of this 5280-nucleotide messenger RNA. RefSeq lists its product as hypothetical. The transcript has 5 exons. Gene Ontology annotation, biological process: monoatomic anion transmembrane transport. Gene Ontology annotation, cellular component: membrane. The record is from RefSeq and is a predicted model, not a curated record. NCBI's taxonomy places the organism in Eukaryota, Pelagophyceae, Pelagomonadales, Pelagomonadaceae. Bases 1 to 5280 code for a protein of 1759 amino acids.